Messenger RNA from Chaetomium globosum CBS 148.51, 747 nucleotides. RefSeq lists its product as uncharacterized. Gene Ontology annotation, biological process: phospholipid biosynthetic process; inositol biosynthetic process. Gene Ontology annotation, molecular function: inositol-3-phosphate synthase activity. Gene Ontology annotation, cellular component: cytoplasm. The transcript has 3 exons. NCBI's taxonomy places the organism in Eukaryota, Fungi, Ascomycota, Sordariomycetes, Sordariales, Chaetomiaceae. The record is from RefSeq and is a predicted model, not a curated record. Bases 1 to 747 code for a protein of 248 amino acids.
AUGGGCUCGACCCUGAAGCUGGGCACUGACACCAAGACCCAGCAGGAUGUCAACAUCCCCUUCCAUGAUGUCCUGCCCAUGAAGCACAACGCCUUCAUUGGCGGCGAUGACUUCAAGUCUGGCCAGACCAAGAUGAAGUCGGCCCUGGUGGACUUCAUGAUCAGUGCUGGCAUCAAGCUCACCUCGAUUGCCAGCUACAACCAUCUUGGCAACAACGAUGGCAUGAACCUGAGCUCGCACAAGCAGUUCCGCUCGAAGGAGAUCUCCAAGUCCAACGUCGUGGACGACAUGGUCGCCGCCAACACGGUGCUGUACGGCAAGGACGAACACCCCGACCACGUGGUUGUCAUCAAGUACAUCCCCGCUGUCGGCGACAGCAAGCGCGCCAUGGACGAGUACUCUGCUGAGAUUUUCCUCGGUGGCCACCAGACCAUCUCUAUGUCCAACGUUUGCGAGGACUCUCUGCUUGCUUCCCCGCUCAUCAUUGACCUGGUCGUGAUUGCCGAGUUGAUGACUCGCAUCCAGUGGAAGCUGCACUCGGCUGAGGGAGAGGACGCCAAGGGCUACAAGAACUUCCACAGCGUGUUGAGCGUGCUCAGCUACAUGCUCAAGGCGCCCCUGACUCCCCCCGGUACCCCGGUUGUCAACGCCCUGGCUAAGCAGCGCGCCGCCCUCGCCAAUAUUUUCCGCGCCUGCGUCGGCCUCGAGCCUGAGUCGGACAUGACUCUGGAGCACAAGCUGUUCUAG